This is a messenger RNA of Dichomitus squalens LYAD-421 SS1, 2842 nucleotides long. Its product is annotated as P-loop containing nucleoside triphosphate hydrolase protein. The coding region runs from base 26 to 2842 and encodes 938 amino acids. Gene Ontology annotation, molecular function: DNA binding; ATP binding; ATP hydrolysis activity. NCBI's taxonomy places the organism in Eukaryota, Fungi, Basidiomycota, Agaricomycetes, Polyporales, Polyporaceae. The transcript has 5 exons. Gene Ontology annotation, cellular component: nucleus. The record is from RefSeq and is a predicted model, not a curated record.
GUAACUCCCAUUAUAAACAUCUCUUAUGGCUCCCGCUGCAGCAAGGAAGCCGAGAGGAAAGAAGGCAACGAAGGAAAACACAUCACGCCAAACUUCCUUGCUCCAUGCCUUCGCGGUUCGUUCAACGUCGAAGAGGGCAACCCCGGUGACCUCGGCUGCCCCCUCCGAGAAUGGCUCUACCGCGGGAGAGGAUGUCAUCGACAUCCCGUCCUCCGACCCGGAACCGCUCGCGGACCUGCCAGUGGAUUCUUCCAGCCCGAUGACCGUAGACGAGGAUCUGGGACAGAAGGACAGUGCCCCGUUGCGAGUGGAAGUGAAGUUUGGUUCUGCAAAUCAAGCUGGCGGUAGCCGUGACGCACCCAUAGUGGUCGCCGACAGUAGCCCCAUCGCUUCCCCAGUAUCUCAGCCGAAGCCCAACAACGCAAAGCUUCCUCCUCCACCUAAACCACUAUUCUCGAUCUUCGCGCCAAAGAAACGACCUGACGAGCGGGAGUCAUCACCAAGCAAGCUCUGCGGCAAACCAACCACUGUUCCUCCUCCCUUUCCAGAUGAGAUUACUCAACACGUACGCGGACCUCAACUCGAAGCUAGCGUACCCCUGACACAGCACACCCGUCGCGAUGCUCUCCGCACGCGAACAAAUGCCGAAGAGGAUAGCGCCAUCUAUUCCCGACUUAACCGGAGCUCUAAAACCCCAUCUACGAACAACACUGAUUGUACUUCCUUUGCCACCCUGAUCGAGCCUUCCGACUCUACCGCCACAGAUUACUGUGUCAACAGUAUACCACCUCAUCACCGACAAUACCCUGCCAUCCGCCGCCUCUUGAACCCACGUUCCCCUCCAGCGUCCGCCUUAGCCGAUGGCUCAGAGAGCUCCAACUUGCUCUGGAAUGACAAAUGGCGCCCGAAGCGCGCUGACGAGGUCUUGGGUAACGAGCAGUCCGCGCUCUACCUUCGAGACUGGCUCCUUGCUACGAGACUACGCAUCCACGGCACGGACGAAACACCGGCGUCUAGUCAGGUAGCCUCUGACAAGAAAGGAAAGCAGAAGGCAGCAAAGGCCAAACCCAAAGCAAAGGGCUCUCGUGGUGUGAAACGGCCUCGUAUAGUCCGAGACGUUGGGCGCAAGCGGCGACGAGUGGACUCCGAGGAACCUGAGGACUUCUGGAUAGCAGACGACAACCCGGACGAAGGCGCGGAUUCCGACGAUCCUAUAGACCUCAUCUUCGCAUCCGAAGAUGAUAUCAUUGGGCAGCCUAUAUCGCGUCUCAAACGCAUAGGCGACAACGACGCUGAGAUCGAUUCAGAGCUCCUUCCCAUUGAUGAGACGGUUGAACACCCACCUGGGCCACCAUCGGACGGCGUUCUCCCAUUUGCCUACAAACCCGCGAAAUUCGGGGAAACAGUGGGGAACACGAUACUCUUGGCCGGCCCCUCCGGUUGUGGGAAAACAGCCGCCGUCUAUGCCUGUGCAGAAGAGCUGGGCUGGGAGGUCUUCGAAGUCUAUCCCGGCGUCGGAGAGCGAAGUGGCGCCGCGUUGCAGAAGCUGAUAGGCGACGUCGGCAAAAAUCAUCUGGUCAAGCAGGCUCAGUCGAAGGUCAAGUCCGAGAAGGACAAAGCACUGGCGGAAGCGAAACACAAUUUCUUCGCCAGACGCGUAGUGUCUGAUGACGAGACCGACGUCUCAGAGGCCCCUCCACAAGCCGCAGGCGUCCAGGUCCAGGUCCAGGAACCGCCUCAGCCUGAGCCGGCGGAGGUCAGCCAGUCAAUUAUUCUAGUUGAGGAGGUCGACAUCCUUUAUCGCGAGGAUGCAAACUUCUGGCCGACGAUGAUCAAGAUCAUCAAGGACUGUCGUCGGCCAGUAGUGAUGACUUGCAAUGAUCCUCACCUUGUCCCAACACACGAUCUACCUCUGCAGGCUACGCUCCACUUCGUGCCUUGUCCACCUCUUCUUGUUUCGUCAUAUCUGCGUCUGCGAUCUUCGACUGCAAGUCGUAAGACAAUUACCGGCUUGGCGAGCCAGCUAUACGAGGGCCUGGCAAGGCAUGUUGAGCGACAAGAGUUUCGUUCCGACAACACACUGCAUCCUCACUGGAUCUCUGAGACGCCACCCGACUUACGGCGUACGAUCAACCAGCUUCAGAUUGGUACUCAUGCACUCCAUGAGGACGAUUAUCGCUCCAUGGAUAAUCCUAGCAAUGACCAAUCUCUGCAAAGGCUGAAGCGAAUAGCUUGGUCGCUAGAGCUUUGCUCCUUCUCAGACAGUUGGCUGCGCCGACCUGAUGCUGAAGUUCUGCGUGACUUGUUGGCGAAUGGCUCCUCGCCUUGCGGGGACGAUGUACUCGGCUUCAAGCACCUGUCGGCAGAACCCUGCGACAUCUCAUCAAAUCUCCCAGUAACGUUCUCAACCUACCAUCGCGACGAGACUAUCCGUGAAGAGCUUCUAUCGCACGCCAAACAAUUCGACCCUGUCCCUGACGACAAUCUACGCGACAUCCCAAGCCUGCCUUCGCUCCACACUGCCCACUGUGGUACCCUUCUCCCGAUCUUCGAUCGCCUCCGCAUUCCCCGCGAGGAUCUCGUCCGGGACCCCAACGCGAUCUUCCUGGACUACGAGCCCUCGAUUCGUUAUAUGGUUCGUGCCGACGACGCCUGCGUUGCAACCAACCUCGCGAGUGGGCGAUUUGAGGGCACGACUCGCCGCACGCGAAACUCACAGCGGAGUCAGCUGGAACUCCAGCGGUGGGUCCCUCUAAACGAGGAUGAGCGUGACAUCCUCUAUCGCACUGCGCUCGAGGUGAACGAUGGAAUGCCAGCGGCGCAGCAUGCGCCCCCUUUGUAG